UAUUGGCUUUUUUCAAUCUUAUCAAUCAUUUCAUUCUUUCCCAGUUUUUUGGUUUGUCUGUAAGUUGUUUUCAAUCAAGAUCACUGUAUUACUAUUGUUGAUAUAUCUCUUUCAGGCAUUUCAUCAAACACUUGUCAGGCACUAGUUAAAUUGUCAUUUCUUGACUUGAAUCAUUAACAAGACUACUGUUUUAUCAUAUUUUUCUAAGUGGGGUUUCUUUUUUAUAACUUGGGGUUGUGUCUUUUUGGAUUGAUUUGCAUAAAGUUUGAAGCUUUUUAGUGUUCAAGAAAGUUAUAAAGAAUUGGGGUUGCGGAUUUUUCGAUUAAUUAGCAAAAGUUCUAAGCUUUUUACUGUUAAAAGAAAGUUUAAGAGAUGAAAGGGAAAUUUGGGUCAUCAGGGAAUUACUUUUUGUUGAAUACAGGUGCCAAGAUUCCUGCCAUAGGGUUAGGAACUUGGCAAAGUGGUGGAGAUUUCUGUGUCGAAGCGGUUAAAACCGCGUUAUCUGUUGGAUACCGUCAUAUUGAUUGUGCACACUUAUAUGGAAAUGAAGCUGAGGUUGGUGAAGCUUUAACUGAGUUUUUUAGGGGUUCAACAAAAAGAGAGGAUCUUUAUUUAACCUCUAAGUUGUAUUGUACCAUGAAUUCGAUUAAUAAGAUUGAGAAUUCGGUUAGAGUUUCACUUAAGAACCUUGGAGUGACAUAUUUGGAUCUUUAUUUAAUGCAUUGGCCUGAGAGUUCGGCUUUUGGUGAUGCCACUGACCCCCCUGCUAAAUCAGGUUCUGAGUAUAGACAGUUUUUGGGUAAGUUGAAGACCGCUUGGAAAACAAUGGAACGGCUGGUUGAAUUAGGUCUUGUUCGGGCUAUUGGAGUUAGUAAUUUCAAUAUACAACAGAUGAAAGAACUACUCAAAUUCGCAAAAGUUGUGCCUGCAGUCAAUCAGGUGGAAUUGCAUCCAUUUUGGAGACAAGACGAGCUUGUAAAGUUCUGUCAGUCAAAGUGCAUACAUGUAUCUGCUCACACACCCCUGGGAGUACCAACAUCAGCUCCUAAACCAUCUGAAAGUGGAUCAAGUGAAGAAGAUGAACCUGGAACACCUCGUAUAUCUUUUAGAAGGUCCAGAUCAGUUCAUGGGCCCAUGUUGAAACUAUCAGUGGUGGCAGAGAUAGCAGAUAGACAUAAAAAGACUCCCGAACAGGUUAUUUUGCGAUGGGGUCUCCAAAGAGGUACGAGUGUGCUUCCAUGCAGCGUGAAGCCUGAGCGGAUAAGGAAAAACAUAGACAUAUUUAGUUGGAGUUUAUCAGAUGACGAGUACCGUCGGUUGAACCAGAUAGAGCCACAAGUAUGUCUGUUUGGAAAUGGUCCUCUGGAUACUAUCUCAGAGGACAAUGGUUCGAUAUUUGGAUGUGGUCCUCUUCAAGCAGUUCAUGAAUCUGAAGAUGAUGUUGAGUUCAAUUCUUGAUGAUGGUUGAAAAUAUUGACAUGUUUGUUUUUUUUCUUCUAAAAAUGCAUAAACAUCUUUCUUUUAUGUCGUUUUGAUGUUGGUUUGGUGGAUUUUCGUCUUCGUUGGAUCAAACUGUGUUCUGAAGACUUCCCGUCAUGUACAAAAGUUUGCGUGGAAUAUUGUUAUUGGUUUGUAUUUUAUUAACUUACGUUUUGCUGGUUAAUGUCAUUUUGUGAAGUUGAUUUAA
Messenger RNA from Erigeron canadensis, 1687 nucleotides. Its product is annotated as NADPH-dependent aldo-keto reductase, chloroplastic-like. Gene Ontology annotation, molecular function: aldose reductase (NADPH) activity. The coding region runs from base 373 to 1458 and encodes 361 amino acids. Lineage: Eukaryota; Viridiplantae; Streptophyta; Magnoliopsida; Asterales; Asteraceae. The record is from RefSeq and is a predicted model, not a curated record. Gene Ontology annotation, cellular component: cytosol. The transcript is spliced from 3 exons.